UUUUACCCCAGGGUUUAUCGUAAAUUGUCACUUGAAAAGCUUAAAACUCCUUACUUUACAGUACUUAUAAUUACAUUCUAAUUGAAAUUACACUAGACGUAUUUAAACCCAGCUGCUUUUCACGCUACGGAGCUUUUGAAGGAUAAUCAGAGCUAAAGAAUGACGGAGCUAUUACCGACUGUAGGUCGGUCCUCGGUUAAUAUAAGUCACUCUGAUAUUAUAGAAGCUCUUUUCAAGAACAAUCUGCACUUAACACCAGAGCAGGCUCCAAUUAAUGAGGAGCCCAACAUACAGGAGAGUAAGCUCAAAUAUAUGAUUUACAAUGGGGCUAGGAUGCUUCCAAUAUUUAAUCGGUUCUUGCCAGUUGCAGAUGAAAAGAAGAUCUUGAUAGAUUCUUUAGUAUCACAACAAAGUUCUGCAACCACGUAUAGGAAAUGGUAUGAUGCUUCUUUACAGCUCGACGAAGUUUUGGGCAAUAACUCCUGGAAGCUCAAUCCUCAAUCCAAUAUGUAUGAUUACGACUUGAUUUUCAGAAACUUGAAAGAAAUGCAAAAUGCACGAUUGUCAAAAGAUUACAAGUUGCUUCUUUAUUUGAUAAGGACAAAAUGGAUAAGAAACUUGGGUAAUAUGGGAAAUAUUGACUUGUAUAGACACUCGCAUGUUGGAACCAAGAAGCUUAUAGAAGAAUACGUUAAUGAAUGUCAACUUUCUUUGGAUUACCUUAUAUAUGACCACGAUGUUAAUUUGGAUGAUCGCUAUUUAUUGGGAAUGCUUAUACAGACAAGAAAGAAUGUCGGUAGAACAGCUUUGGUUUUAUCGGGAGGAAGUACAUUUGGUGUUUUCCAUAUCGGUGUGCUUAUCACAUUGUUGGAAGCUAAUUUAUUACCAAGAAUUGUUAGUGGAUCAUCAGCUGGAUCUAUUAUUGCUAGUAUCUUGUGCUGCCAUACUAAUGAAGAGACCGUACUACUUCUUAAUACCAUCACUGAGCGCAAGUUCAAUAUCUUUGGUGAGCAUAUAGACCACACGAUGAAAAAGAGUAAAUUCAAAAACUUGUUAAACAGUUUUGGUCAUUUACUCAAAUAUGGUACAUUAUUUGAUAUUGAUGGCUUACAGGAAACUAUGGUUGAUUUUGUUGGAGAUUUGACUUUCAGGGAAGCAUAUAAUAGAACCGGUAAAAUCCUUAAUAUUACGGUCUCCCCUGCAUCUGCUCAUGAGCAGACAAGGUUAUUGAACUAUCUAACUGCUCCGAAUUGUUUAAUUUGGUCAGCCGUUUGUGCUUCUUGUUCUUUGCCGGGAUUUUUCCCAUCGACUUCUAUCUACGAAAAGAAUCCAAGAACAAAUGAAAUACAUGAAUGGAAUAACGAUGUCACGAUGAAGUACGUUGAUGGAUCCGUUGAUAAUGACCUACCCAUCACACGAUUACUGGAAAUGUUUAAUGUUGACCAUAUAAUAGCUGUUCAGGUAAAUCCUCAUGUCAUUCCGAUGUUGAAGGUUUCUAUCAGUAGCCUUGGUGGAGAAAUAGAAAAUGAACUUAAUGCUAGAAUAAGAGAUUUGAUGAAUAACUGCUAUGACUUUAUCACGUCUGAAAUCGUCCACUACCUUCAAAUAUUGAGUGAAAUGAACAUAUAUAAAAACCUUUGUGGUAAACUUAUCACAUUACUUUCGCAAGAUUAUUCAGGUGAUGUGACUAUCUUACCUGACCUAACUCCAGUAGAUUUUACAAAAAUUUUUGAAAACCCUACCCCUGAAUUCAUUCUCGAUUUUAUUAUUAGGGGUGCAAGAGCUUCUUGGCCAAAAGUUACUGUGAUUCGUAAUCAUUGUGGGGUUGAGUUUGCGUUAGAUAAAGCCAUCAGUUUGCUUCGUGGACGUUUGAUAUCUUCGGCAAAUAACUUAAUUGGUUAUCAUUCUCAAGCACCGGACAAGUCACUUUCUAUGAAAAAUACUAAUUCAAGCAAUUCAUAUUAUACCUUGGUGAAUUCACCAGUUUUAAACGAUGACCCUAAGCAUAGCGACUCCCUUUUUGAAAAGUCCAAUGAACAACCAGGAAUCAAGAGACACAAUUCAACAUCCAAUACAAGGGCCUCAGAUCCUGAAAAACUUCCUAUUAAGAGUAAGAGAAAUUCAAUUGGUCCUCAAAAUCCUGCAGCAGAUAGAAAAAAAAGCAAGGGUCAAUCGUUUACAUCCUUGGUAUCAUUAACCAAUUCGAAUAAUGGUAACCCUUCCCGUGGUGGUUUCGAUAAAGAGCGUCCAGAUCUUUUCGUAAGAUUCUCAGAGCAGUUCGAUCAAUCACAACUUAAUCAAUCUGAUUUGAAAAGGACAGCUUCUGCCCGUAAACAUCGUAUUCAUUUCGAAGAUCAAAAUAUUAGGAAGGCGAAAAGUUCUUCGAACUUCCAUAAAGAACCUAAAUUUGAUGACCCGGCUACAACGAAAAGUAAAGGGAAGCUUAAGUACCAGACAGAAAGGAUCCCCUACUAUAAAGGUAACCCAUACUCUGAAAAUGUUAAUAAAUCAAAGAAACCCAGUUUUGAUGGUGAAAUGCAAUAUGCAGAAAAAGCCAUCACGACCCCAGAUGGGUCUGAGAAAGCCAACUUACCGAAGCGGUCAAAUAACAGCUCUUUAAGGAAUUCCUUCAUUGGUCUCAAUAGACUUAAGGAUCAUAAAUCUUCUACAUCAAGCUCCAUGAGUAACUCUAGGACAAGCUCAAAUAGUAAUUCCUAUUUUAACUUGAAAGAUCACCCCGAUGUCCUUAAAAGUUUGAAUUCUCCCGAUAUCAGACGUAAACUAACCCGUCUGUUAAAAGGGAUUAAAACAAGUCUCAAAAGUAGAACUUCGAGUGAAGAAGAUUUCGGUGAGCUGAAUAUGUUUGAACCUAUCCAUGUUGACAAUGCGAGUGACUUAACUGAUAAAAACUCUAGCGAAGAAAGUGAACAACACGUUGAUUCUCGGAGCUACGAAGAGGGUGAUGAGGAUGAUUUGACAGUUGUUCCGGAAAGAGCAGGAUCUUCUUCUAGAGCAUAUUCUCCUGGUCUAACAAGCGGUGCCAAAAAGACUAAUGAGAAAUCCAAAAUUGGUCUAGACAAUUCUCCCGAUAUUGAUGCUUUUUACGAAUGUGAUUAACUUCUACUUUAAUAAUGUCAAUUUAAUUUACUUCUUCUUAAUAGUUUUGUAUCUUUUUCUUUGAUUCAAUUCUCGAAACUUACAU
Molecule: messenger RNA, 3202 nt
Organism: Hyphopichia burtonii NRRL Y-1933
Lineage: Eukaryota; Fungi; Ascomycota; Pichiomycetes; Serinales; Debaryomycetaceae
Exons: 1
Coding region: 160-3117 (985 amino acids)
Biological process (GO): lipid metabolic process
Molecular function (GO): triacylglycerol lipase activity
Source: RefSeq, a predicted model, not a curated record